CUCGGGCUAGAGAACCUUCGCAUCCAAUAACUGUAAGCCCUCUUCUCGUUCUUGCAUUCUUCAUUCUCUCUCUUUUCAACUCUCUUCGUAAGGAUUCUCAGUGGUUCAACUGUGCCCAUUGCAUGUUUGUUUGAUCCGUUCUUGCGGGCAAGAAUUAGUUACGAUACCGUCACCGGUUUCUCCAAGAAAAAAAAAAGAAGCUGAAGAGGAUUUAUACCCAUCAAAUUAUUCAGUGAUGAGUUAAAGGUUGGUUUUGUUCGUUUGGGGGACUGAGAAUAUGACUUCGACUUUUUGGUGAAUUUUCAUUUGCUGACAUCUAGCUUAGUAUGGAUAGGUAGAAAGAUUUCGGAGGGUGUUGAAGUUAAGCACGUCACUAGGGCAGGAACUGUGGUUCUUUUCGUUUCCUUUUUGGAAACCUAGAUUGGAAUAAUGGAGACUCCAUCUUCUCACGGAUCCAUUUCAAAGCGGGCUUUAAGAAGGAAAUCUAAUUUGCGGAACUAUGAUGAGAAUCUGAUGGAUGAAUUGUUUGAAAAAGAGUUGGGCAGUGCUUUGAAAAAGAAGAGUAGGACUAAAGAAGAUAUAGAGAAGGAGACUGAGACUGAGGCUAUGAUUGUUUCUCUUGGGUUCCCAAUUGAUGCGCUUCUUGAGGACGAGAUUAGAGCUGGGGUUGUGAGACAAUUGGGUGGGAAGGAGCUGAAUGAUUACAUUGUUAUAAGGAAUCAUAUAUUAGCAAGAUGGAGAAGUAAUGUAAGGACGUGGUUAACCAAAGGGCAGAUUAGAGAAACUGUUAGCAGUGAGUGUGAACAUUUGAUAAAUUCUGCUUAUAAUUUUCUUUUGUAUAAUGGGUACAUAAAUUUUGGAGUUUCACAGUCAAUCAUUUCUCAGAUGCCUGAGGCAACUGAAGGGUCUGUAAUUGUUGUUGGUGCUGGCCUUGCUGGUUUAGCUGCAGCAAGGCAGCUCAUGUCAUUUGGUUACAAGGUAAUUGUACUAGAAGGUAGGAACCGGCCUGGUGGAAGAGUAUAUACUCAGAAGAUGGGACUUGAGGGCAAAUUUGCUGCUUUGGAUCUUGGUGGGAGUGUUAUCACUGGCAUUCAUGCAAAUCCUCUAGGAGUUUUGGCUCGGCAGCUUUCUAUACCACUUCAUAAAGUCAGAGACAAUUGCCCUUUGUACAAGCCAGAUGGAGCGCCAGUUGACAGGGCAAUGGAUUCAAGUAUUGAAUUCAUUUUCAAUAAAUUGCUAGACAAAGUUAUGGAAUUGAGGCAAAUUAUGGGCGGAUUUGCAAGUGAUGUUUCUCUUGGAUCAGUCCUGGGGACACUCAAAAUGUUGUAUGCUGUGGCCCGAAGUACAGAUGAGAAGCAACUAUUGGAUUGGCAUCUGGCAAAUUUAGAGUAUGCAAAUGCUGGAUGUCUUUCAAAUCUGUCAGCUGCCUAUUGGGAUCAGGAUGAUCCUUAUGAGAUGGGUGGUGAUCACUGCUUUCUUGCUGGUGGUAAUUGGAGGCUGGUAAAAGCUCUAUCCGAAGGAGUUCCUAUUUUUUAUGGAAAGAUUGUCGAUGCUAUUAGAUAUGGAAACAAGGGUGUUGAAGUUAUUGCUGGGGACCAAACCUUUCAAGCAGAUAUGGUGCUAUGCACUGUACCUCUUGGAGUUCUAAAAAAGAAGGCCAUCAUUUUUGAACCUGAAUUACCAGCAAGAAAGCUGGCAGCUAUAGAGAGGAUGGGGUUUGGGCUUCUGAACAAAGUUGCAAUGGUUUUCCCUUAUGUGUUUUGGGGGGAAGAGCUAGACACAUUUGGGCAUCUCAAUGAGCAUAGUCAUCAACGGGGAGAAUUCUUCUUAUUUUACAGUUACCAUACUGUUUCUGGAGGUGCAGGACUUAUUGCACUGGUGGCUGGUGAAGCUGCACAAGCCUUUGAAUUUACAGAUCCAUCCAUUUUGCUCCAUCGUGUUUUAAACACCCUCAGAGGUAUAUAUAGCCCUAAAGGCAUCCUUGUGCCUAAUCCAAUACAGACAAUUUGUACGAGAUGGGGCAGUGAUCCGCUUUCUUAUGGUUCAUACUCUCAUGUCAGUGUGCACUCAUCUGGCCAUGAUUAUGAUAUACUUGCUGAAAGUGUCGGAAACCGGCUGUUCUUUGCUGGUGAGGCGACAAGUAGGCAAUAUCCAGCCACAAUGCAUGGUGCUUUCUUGAGUGGCUUAAGAGAAGCGUCUCGCAUUUACCAGGCAACUCAUCUUCGACAAAAUAAUCCUAGGAAAUAUGUCCCCAAGAAUAGUGGCCCAUAUAAUGAUAUAUUGGCAGACCUAUUCAAGAAGCCUGAUCUGGAAUUUGGGAAGUUUGCUGUAUUGUUUGAUCCUUCAUCAGAAAACCCUCAGUCAAAGGGGCUUAUGCAAAUCACUUUUGGAAAUGCCAAAGAGAGUGACAAGGAUGAUUUAUUAAGUAGCUAUCUGAACACUACAGCGCUCCCGAUGCAACUUUACGCUAUUAUAUCCCGUGAACAAGCAGACCAGCUUCAGCUAAUCACUGGAGGGGAUGAAAAUAGAUUGUCAUAUUUGAUAAAAAACCUUGGCUUGAAACUCAUAGGAUCCAGUGCUUUACUUAACGAAGGCAACUCUUUAGUAGCUACUAUUGCUAGCACCCGAAGAGGCAGGGGAAGGAAUCGCUAACUAAAGUGGGCAGCCCCAUAUCUUUCAUGAUAUUAGUUUCUGUAUGUCAGCAUGCCCCGUGAUUUUCUUGUGCCGGGCCCAUAAAAAGAUCUACCAAGUAGGUUAUUGAUUUGUUGUCAGAGUUAAAAGCUUCUACAAAGGUUUUGACCAGAGAUGAUUUGAUGCCUGAAGGCAGUCUUAGGUCUCCUUGACUUGUUAGCUGUAUCAUAUAGCCAUAGCAUAGAUCAAUUAUGUAACUGUAAGAGAAUUUUGAGUCUGUUUUGUAUUGUUCAUUGUGACAGGAGUGAUGGGUCAGUACACUAGAGUGGUGCUGGACCAAACCAUUGUAUCAUUUUUUUUCCUUGCCAGCAACCAUUGUAUCAUUUAUCCAAGCCCUCGAGUGCAAAUCAAUUAGGCAUUAAUAUA
Molecule: messenger RNA, 3057 nt
Organism: Neltuma alba
Lineage: Eukaryota; Viridiplantae; Streptophyta; Magnoliopsida; Fabales; Fabaceae
Product: lysine-specific histone demethylase 1 homolog 2
Molecular function (GO): protein binding; oxidoreductase activity
Source: RefSeq, a predicted model, not a curated record